Messenger RNA from Lactuca virosa, 2045 nucleotides. The record is from the annotation of a GenBank genome assembly. Lineage: Eukaryota; Viridiplantae; Streptophyta; Magnoliopsida; Asterales; Asteraceae.
AGCGCAGACGUUAUCCAUUGCUGGCCAAGGCGAGCUCUCGACGGAGAAACAGAGAAACAAGAACAUGUACACGAAGCAAAAGCAAUUAGGGCGGAGGCUUGAACGAAGAAAUGCGUUCAAAAAUGUCGAUUAUGACGCUUCUACAUCGACCUCAUCAUCUUCUUCUUCGUCUUCGCCCUUGUUUGAUAUUCAAUCAGCUCAUCGAACUCAAUCACUUGAUAUUCGUUUGUUAUCGGAUGGAAUUAGUCACCGGGUUGAAGGAAAUGAAGGCGAGGUCGACCUGAUUUGCCGGUCUCUAGGGCUGUCUGGGCCGGAAGAUUUUGCAAUUCCGGCGGCUGAUUGGGAAGCUCACAAAGCUUUCUCUCCAACGGGUAGUAAUUAUUUCAUUGGUUCUAGAUUUGGUUGUUUUACUCCGGAUUCAACAAAUCAAUCUCCAAGGAGUGAUUUCUCGGAGGGUUUUGAAUCUCCAGCCACGGUUAAUUGCGACGAGGUCCAGCUUGAUAUUGGAUAUUUGCGAUUAACAAAGGCGGAGGAAGUUAGGGUUUUGGUGGACAAUGGAGGUAGAAAUGGUGGCGAUGCUGUGAUCGGAACUGGAAUCAGUGAGAUCAAGCGUGUAAACGAGUGUUCGGAAGGUAAUGGUAAAUGUAGAAUCAAGGGUGUCCGACCGCCGUUACUUGCUCGUCCUCCUGCUAUGCCACGAGUGAUUGUCGAUAAUCCUGGUUCCGGUGGGGUUUCAGUUCGUCGUUUUGCUCCAGUUAUCAGCUCGUUAACUGAAGAUACGGCGGCGUAUGUAAAACCUCCGGUUGCUAAAAAUGCAGUGCCAAGUGGGACGAUGACAUUAAGAUCCAUUCUUCCUCAAUCUAUCUUGGAUACAACCGAUUGUGAGGAUGAUGUUUGCUCUACUGCAGCCCCUGAACUCGAUUUUUUUGUUUCACCAAAUGGAUCUGUGAGGUUCAAUAUCAAAAACUGGCAGAAGGGCGAUUUUCUUGGAAGUGGGUCGUUUGGAACUGUUUAUGAAGGCUUCAAUGAGUAUGGAUUCUUUUUUGCAGUGAAGGAGGUUUCUUUGCUUGAUCAAGGAACCCAAGGACAGCAGAGCAUUCUUCAACUUGAACAGGAGAUAUUUUUAUUAAGUCAAUUCCAACAUGAUAACAUAGUUCGAUACCUUGGGACAGAUAAGGAUGAUGGAAAACUAUACAUCUUUCUCGAACUUGUACCCAAAGGUUCUUUAGCAAAUCUUUAUCAAAAGUAUCACUUGCGGGAUUCCCAAGUGUCUACAUACACAAGGCAGAUUUUGAGUGGUUUGAGUUAUCUUCAUGACCGAAAUGUAGUACAUAGGGAUAUAAAAUGUGCUAAUAUAUUGGUCGAUGUUAGCGGAUCUGUAAAGCUUGCAGAUUUCGGGUUGGCAAAGGCUACGAAAUUAAAUGACAUCAAAUCUUGCAAGGGGACUCCAUAUUGGAUGGCACCCGAGGUUGUUAAUAAUCGAAAAAACAAGGGAUAUGGACCCGCAGCCGAUAUAUGGAGUCUCGGGUGUACUGUGUUGGAGAUGCUAACAAGUCGAGUUCCAUACUCCCACUUAGAAGGGAUGCAAGCAUUAUUCAGAAUUGGUAGAGGCGAACUUCCUUCCAUUCCUAAAACAUUGUCUGAAGAGGCCCGGGAUUUCAUACUUCAAUGCUUACAAGUUAACCCGAACAAUCGGCCUACUGCUUUCCAAUUAUUGAAUCACUCAUUUGUGAAGAGCGCAGUGUGCAUGAACUUAAGCCCUGUUUCUCCACUAUGUGGGGCCCGAUUACCUUGAGCAUAUUUGUAGAAAUGGUCAAGGGUUAGUCUCAACAACCAUAUUGGGUAUUGGGCUUUAAGUCAGCCCGCUAGCUAGACCUAGAUGGUUGUUGUUUUAUCUGAUGUAUAUUUCACAUGAUUCUUAUUUGAUUGAGCUGUGAAAGAUCAGAGAUUGCUGGAAAAACAACUCGUUUUGCAACAGUAUCUUGUAAAUAGUGAUUGUGUUUGGUGGUUAUUUUUUUUUAUUUUUUUUUUUGUAGAUGGGGGAG